Elaeis guineensis (African oil palm) is the source of this 1697-nucleotide messenger RNA. RefSeq names its product zinc transporter ZTP29. Gene Ontology annotation, molecular function: zinc ion transmembrane transporter activity. Lineage: Eukaryota; Viridiplantae; Streptophyta; Magnoliopsida; Arecales; Arecaceae. Gene Ontology annotation, biological process: zinc ion transmembrane transport. Gene Ontology annotation, cellular component: membrane. The record is from RefSeq and is a predicted model, not a curated record.
AAGAAAACGGCGAGAACCACGCCAUCCCAAACGUGACCCGCUCCGCGGUGUUACUCUAAGAGCCUGCUCCACUGCCCUCCCCUUAACCGCUCUCCUCUCUGUUCUAUAAAACCGACGCUCAUUUUCUUGCCUUCAUCCAAUCCUUGUCUCGCUCUCUUCCUCUCCGGUUUAUAAUCGAACGUCUGCUUCGAGGUCUAGGGUUUCUUCGCCGAAGGGGACAGGUCUCGAUGGAUUCCCAGGUCCUCGUCGCCCUUGCCCUCUCCCUCGUGGGCGGAUUGAGCACUUCAAUAGGUGCACUUUUUGUGAUUCUAAAUCAUGCUCCCAAUCUUAAGAUGCUUGGACUUUUACAGGGUUUUGCUGCUGGUCUUAUGCUGAGCAUAUCUUUUUUAGACUUGGCACAUAAUGCUCUGAACUCUAUUGGCUUCUUAAAAGGCAACCUUUGGUUCUUUGCAGGAGUUCUAUUCUUUGCUUUCGUUGUCAGUUUUAUCCCUGAACCAACAGUUGUUGCCAGAACAGAUGAAAACAACAGACAGAAAGAUGACGAUGGAUCUGGUAAAGACCUUAUGAGAAAACAUCGUCGCCAAGUCUUAUUUAGUGGGAUAAUCACUGCAAUUGUUACAGGCAUUAGUUUGCACAAUUUUCCUGAAGGAAUGGCAGUCUUUCUUGGGUCAAUAAAGGGUCUGCGAGUUGGCCUUAACCUAGCUCUGGCUAUUGCUCUACAUAAUAUUCCAGAGGGUGUUGCUGUAGCUCUUCCUAUCUAUUUUGCUACUGAAAGCAAAUGGCAAGCAUUCAAACUAGCAACACUUUCUGGUUUUGCCGAGCCGCUAGGUGUGAUUAUUGUAGCUUACCUCUUUCCCAGCAGUUUAGAUCCUGAGAUACUUGAAGGCUUACUUGGAGCAGUUGGUGGAGUUAUGGCUUUUCUGACAUUGCAUGAAAUGUUACCUCUAGCAUUUGACUAUGCGGGUCAGAAACAAGCGGUCAAAGCUGUCUUCCUUGGCAUGGCUUUCAUGUCUGCAAGCUUAUAUUUCUUAGAGAUCAGCUUGCCAAAGGAGAUGAGCUUGUAGCUCUGGAUGGUUCAUGACUUCCAAUCAUAAUCAAACAUGUCAUGCAAAUUCCAAAAUCCAGACAGGUCCUUCCUAUGUUGCUGCCACAUUUAAUAUCAUGUACCACUGUCUUUUUUAUCACAAAAUGUGGUUGCCAUCAGUAAAAUGAAAAGUCCACCUCUUCUUCAGAAGGAAAAUUUGUACAUUGUACACUGAUUCUAUUGUCAUACUUAUUCGCAAAACAUGGUCCACAUUUUCUUACUUUUGCUGGCCUACAUCUGAUGAAUUGCCAUGGUAAAAGAAGCAGCCAGUCUCAAGUUGAACUGUGUAGGAGGCUGCUGAUUUACCCAGACGCAUCAGAACGGAUGAAGAGUUGUGUCAAGUUCCAAAGCCAUUGAGUUCUCUAAUAGACUCAUCAGUCAAAAACAGAUCAUGAAAGAGCACAUCAUCUGUUGAGAGAGAGAUUUUAAAACUUUUCAUUCUUCGUCUCUCCAUGCACCGUGACAUUCUGUACAUUUGUUCACAAAACGUUGGCUCGUUUGAUGUCAAGGCAACCUGUCCUUGGGGUUGUGGCUCUUGUAUAUUGCACCUGUGCUUGAUGCAUUCUAAAUGUUGGUUGUCAAUAAUAAAAAUCACGUAUAAUUGUUUGAUAAA